GUAUUUAUUUGGGGGUAAGUCCUAUUGCAGCCGUGGACGGACUUCCAAUUAAGCACUUUUAGGGUUGGGUGAGUUUCUGACCCGUCAGCUCAUUUGAUCUCUUAGUCUCUUGAAAUACUAUGGCUGAGAAGUGGACCACUGGACAUUCUUCUUCAAUAUUAUGUUUGAAUGUGAGCAAAGAUGGUCUGUUGGCUUCAGGAGCAGAAGGAGGGGAGCUCACUAUCUGGAAUGAGGAUGGGAGUUCAGUAGAACAUGUACGGAUCCAGAAAGCUGAGGAUGUCACUAGUGUUGUGUUUUCUCCCACCUGUCCUAGAAGACUUUAUGCUUCUCAUGGGGAGACAAUUAGCAUGCUGGAUACCAGAUGUCUUAAGGAGCCAGUUGAAUGUUUCCAUGUGAAUGAGGAAGAGAUCAAUUGUCUUUCAGUAAAUGAAACAGACAGUUUCUUAGCUGCUGCAGAUGAUUCAGGAGCAAUAAUGAUCAUUGACUUGGAAAGCAAGAAAUUAAGCCGCUGCCUGAGACGACACUCAAAUAUUUGCACAUCUGCUGUGUUUCGGCCUGAAAGACCUCAGAGUCUUCUAUCAUGUGGUCUGGAUAUGAAGGUUAUGAUGUGGAACUUGCAGAAAGCUCGCCCACUGUGGAUAGAGAACUUGCAAGUGGAAGAAGGAGAUGAGAAGUCAACUGGCCAGCUCUUUAACCCACCCCUGGCCCAUUGCUUGUCUGUUUCUACUUGUGGCAAUGUCUUUGGCUGUGGAGCUGAAGAUGGUAAAAUCAGAAUAUUCCAAGUAACAGGUGCCAAGUUUGAACAGGAGAUGGCAUUUAAAGGUCACUCCUUAGGAGUGUCACAGGUUUUCUUUCUACCAGACACGUAUUGGUUUAUUACAGGAGGGAAUGAUGGCAGAGUGUUGUUGUGGGAUGCCAGUAAUGAAAUAGGAAAGCUGAAGAGUCCAGUCAAGUCCAUUCAGAGAAGGAAAACUAAGAUGCCCAAUACCACCAAGAAGUUUGACAAAAUGAAUGCAGAAUUUCCAAAUGAGUGUGUACCAAUUUCACCAAAAUUAACCAUUGAACAUGGAGAGAAAGUGAACUGGAUUACAUAUGCAGAGAUUAAAGGCUCUAGGAGAGUGCUAGUUGCUGAUCAGACUAGCAGUAUAUCAAUCUAUCCAAUUGCUGAACCUUAAACAUAUCUUGGCAAGUAAAUGAUUCUGUGUUAUUCUGGACCUGGCUGUUUUAUUACAUUCAAUAAACUAAACCAACCGCAGCCCUUCUGUAUAUUACUAAAAAUAUUUAUUUUGGCAGUUGAUAAAUGUAAUUAUAUCAGUAAUGGGAUAUCUUGGGCUAAACCUGGUAUGAUCUUACUGCUAAUAAAAACCCAGUUGUGAAUGUGUGUGUAUAUAAAGAUCUCAGAUUGUUACAACAGGAAGAAAAAUAAAGAUGGCAUAUCUUAGCACAUGCUUUUGUUUGUAUCCCUGACAUAAAGACAUCAAAAUGA
Messenger RNA from Elgaria multicarinata webbii, 1486 nucleotides. RefSeq names its product WD repeat domain 53 (gene WDR53). Gene Ontology annotation, molecular function: protein binding. The transcript is spliced from 3 exons. Lineage: Eukaryota; Metazoa; Chordata; Lepidosauria; Squamata; Anguidae. The record is from RefSeq and is a predicted model, not a curated record. The coding region runs from base 120 to 1175 and encodes 351 amino acids.